Molecule: messenger RNA, 1904 nt
Organism: Amaranthus tricolor (Joseph's coat)
Lineage: Eukaryota; Viridiplantae; Streptophyta; Magnoliopsida; Caryophyllales; Amaranthaceae
Exons: 3
Coding region: 100-1086 (328 amino acids)
Cellular component (GO): nucleus
Molecular function (GO): polyubiquitin modification-dependent protein binding
Source: RefSeq, a predicted model, not a curated record
AAUCACAACGACAACAAGAACAAGCAUAAUCACAAAUACCAUAGAAAAUGAGGCAAAUUGGACUGGCGCCUAUUAACAUUUCCAUACUACCCAUCACAAAUGGCUCCCAUCAGGCCAUCAAGCGGACAUAACCAAAAUAAAACUCUCUCACUCCCAGAUUUCAACUCACUUUCUCUCUCAUCUCCUCCUCCCUCAAUUUCCUCCUCAUCCGCCAUCUCCGCCAUGGAAGACCUUCCAUUACAGAAGGUAGCAAUCUCAGGUCCAAUCCUUUCUUCUCUCAUCAACCGCUUCUCUUCUUCUCCAUCAAACAUUCAAGGUCUUCUUUUCGGUAAAUUCUCUCUCCACACUCCAUCUUCUCUCUCUGACGAUUCCUUUUCUUGUUCUCCUUCUCCUUCUUCUCUAAUCGUCUCCAUUAAUGGUUUCAUCACUUCUGGAAACUCCUCCAACGAGCUCUCUUCUUUGAUUAGCCGUCAACACCAUCGCCAAGUCAUUGGGUAUUUUUCUGCCCGCCGGAAAUCUCCUCUUCGUCCUUCACUCUGCGAAUUCUCUAUCUCUCGUUCUCUCUUACCCGAUUCUUCUCCACGGAUCUUCCUUCUCUUGACAACGCCGUUGCACUAUUCACAAACCCUAAUUCAUACUCAUGAGUACAAAGUUUUUCAGUUUCGUCAUGAUUCGUUUGAAGCAAUGCCGCUUGAUGUGGUUAACGUUGGCCCUGCAUUUCGAAAUCAUUACAGUGCAUUUUCACCGGAUUCGGAGCUCCCGUGCUUGCCGUGUGAGUUCCGAGGUGGGUCCCCUAUGAGGGAGGAUGGAAAGGAGAGAGAAGAAAUGAAUUCGAAGGAGAUGAAGAGACUUGCGAAAGAUCAGAAAGAUUUGGAUUUGUAUGCAAAAGGUUAUGAGAUAGGGAGUUUAAGUAGGUUGAUGGGAUCAGAUAUUGUGAAUAGUAUGACUGGAGUUGAGGAGUUGUAUGAGAAGAUGCUUGCUAAGCUUGAUUCUCUAGCUAGACAGGUUGAGACCUCUUCUGCUAAGGUUCUUGAGAUGGACAAUCACAACAUGAAGUUAAGGCACAAAGUUGCUGGGAUAGAAUGAUGUAGUUGCGGAUUAAUUGGGGCAAGUUUUUGAUCUGAUUUCAGCUGGAAAGGGCAGCAAUUUUGUAAAUGAGACAGCAGGAUGCUGCUAGUACAAUGUGCAGAGAUUUAGAACUGUGUUGGCAUCAUUCGAUGAAAGAAAACCGAUGUUUUGCUAUUGCAAUUUGAUUGAAGAGCAUAUUCUUACAUAAUCAAAGGAUUCUGGGUAUACAUGUAGUCUUGUCGCAUUUUGGUUGUUUGUGAAUUGUACAGCCGUUCAGUUGUGGAUCAGAUAUCUUAAAUUCUAUGAUUGUAGCGCCCGAUUGAAGCAAACUGUAGCAGAAAUGCAAUAAUUUUAGCUGAAAUGCAAUUUGUAGUAUAUUUAGAAAUCGUAGUAGGAAGUAGAUAAAUCAGGUAGCCAGUGUUGUGUUUCGCAAAAAUAUCAUCAACUUGAACAAUUUGGAGCUUUUUUUCUUUAAAAAACACUACGAAUUUAUUUCACUAACACUAUGUUUAGAUGAAAAGAAAUAAAGGUAAAAAAAGGAAAGAAUUUAGAGAAAUGAGAGAUCCUUUGUUUGAAUAAGGGAUUUGAAGGGAUUAAUUAAAUGAUUUUUAUUAAGAUUUUAAUCUUUUCAAAGUUAAAUAUAUCAAAGGGAAAAUUCUCUCUUUCUUUCUCUUCACUUCUCACCUAAACAAGCAAGAGUUAGUUCCCUUCUAGUUCUUAUAAGAGUUGGUUUUAAUCUUUAGUGUUUACAUACUAAACUUGUAAAAGUUUCUUAUAAGAGACCAUAACUUAGCUCAUCUAUAAAUUAUUGUCGCAAAAUUUCACCACUACACUAC